GGUAGGGGGGCGGUGUGGUGAUUUAGCUGCCCGGGCUCCGCUCCUCUCCUCCGGCAGGCAUGGCGGGCAGCAGCGCGGUGAGGCUGCGGCUCCGGUUUGACUACCCGCCUCCCUCCGGGCCGCAGUGCCGCAUGAGCUGGAUCCUGCUGGACCUGAACCGCUGCAGGGUGAUCGCGGAUCUGUGCAGUGAGAUCCGGGAGCGGUUCGGCUACAGCCGCAGGGCCGAGCUGGACCUGUUCAUAGAGGAGAGCUACCUCCCGCCCACAGAGAGCAUCUACCUGAUCCGCGACAACGACAGCAUCAGGGUGAAGGUUUCUAGCCUCUCAUAUUCAAGUGCAUCUGAGCCAGUGGAGCAAGUGAUCUCGGGAAAGAAGAGGAGUAGAAAAGAAGAGGAUGAGGAGCAACUAGUGGAGGACUGUGCUGUUGCUGUAUCAAAGAAGAGCAAAAAGGAGGUAACUCCUGUAAAUGGUUUCAGUCAUCAUGAGGAAACUAAAAAGAAGAACAAAAAGAAGAAAAGAAAGAAGAACAAGAGGGUAGAGCCACAGACUGAAGCUGAAGCUGCUUUAAAACCAGUUAAAGAACCUCUGUCCUCCAAGGACCAGUCAGGAGCGAACAGCAGAAAGACUCCAGGUUCCACAGUGACUCCCAGAACAUCAAAAAACAGUAGAAAACAGAAAGACUCCGACUCUUCAGACAGCAGUGUGGAAUCUUCUAAAAAACACACACCUAAAUCUAAACCCCAAACCCUACUCAAGCAGGCUGUCACAGCUAAGGCUAAAGAAACCUCCUCUUCAGAAUGUUCCUCUUCUGAGGAUGAUUCUGCUGCACCUCCCCAGCCAAACAAACCCAACCUUGCUGUCAAACCAUCUCCCAUUCCACUAAAGCCCACCUCUAAUGCCAACUCUAAACCAUCAGUCAAAAAGCCCUCCACACAGUCUUCCUCAGAUUCCUCACCCUCAUCAUCAUCCCCAUCACCCCCAGCGAGGAAGAUACCACCUCCUCCUCCUCCUUCUGCAGUUCAGAACGGACCCCCACCUGCUCUAUCCACUCCAGUGGCCAAAAAGAAUGAAAAGAAGCCAGAAAGUUCAGAUUCUGACAGCAGCAGUGAAACGGAGCUCGUGAUCAAGACCCCCAACCCACAGGUCCUGGGAAUGACCCCUCGAGGGGGUGGUAGGGUCAGAGGUCGUGCAGGGGUCAGGGGUGGCUUUGGUAGGGCCAGAGGAACGCCAUGGAAACAGAACUUUCACUACAACUAUGACAGUGGGGAGCAGCAGACGCAGGAUGAUUCCCAGAGCAACAGGAGCCUGAUUCUGGAGAAUCCUCCGGAGCCGAAGCCCAGUCGGGACUACAGUACCCUGCCCCUCCUUGCGGCUCCUCCUGCAGCGGGGCAGAAGAUUGCUUUUAAGCUUUUAGAGCUAACGGAAAACUACACCCCAGAAGUUUCUGAUUAUAAGGAGGGGAAGAUAGUUGGUUUUAAUCACACUACUGGCAUGAUUGAACUAGAGAUUCUCACUCAGACUCAAGCACGUGCAGAGCCAGGGAAGUUUGAUUUGGUUUAUCAGAAUCCAGACGGUUCAGAGAGCGUGGAAUAUGCCGUCACACUCGGCUCUCAGGUGACGGAGCGGUGGGACUCUUUGCUGGAACCUCGGCUUAUAGUGGAGAGCAUGGGUUGAGAGAAGGUGUCAGUUUGUUUUAAUGGUAAAGUUUUCAUUCCUGAGUGACGUAAAGUUGCUGUUUUUUAAACAUUUACUGUGAAUAAUUGAAUAAAUAUUUUUGAUAUAAACCA
This is a messenger RNA of Astyanax mexicanus (Mexican tetra), 1786 nucleotides long. It is a transcript of the gene coil, whose product is annotated as coilin p80. Gene Ontology annotation, biological process: spliceosomal snRNP assembly. The transcript is spliced from 7 exons. Gene Ontology annotation, cellular component: Cajal body. Bases 60 to 1673 code for a protein of 537 amino acids. The record is from RefSeq and is a predicted model, not a curated record. NCBI's taxonomy places the organism in Eukaryota, Metazoa, Chordata, Actinopteri, Characiformes, Acestrorhamphidae. Gene Ontology annotation, molecular function: U1 snRNA binding; U2 snRNA binding.